Equus caballus (horse) is the source of this 3231-nucleotide messenger RNA. RefSeq names its product 3-hydroxy-3-methylglutaryl-CoA reductase (gene HMGCR). Gene Ontology annotation, cellular component: endoplasmic reticulum membrane; peroxisomal membrane. Gene Ontology annotation, molecular function: NADP binding; hydroxymethylglutaryl-CoA reductase (NADPH) activity; protein binding. The record is from RefSeq and is a predicted model, not a curated record. Gene Ontology annotation, biological process: coenzyme A metabolic process; isoprenoid biosynthetic process; sterol biosynthetic process. Lineage: Eukaryota; Metazoa; Chordata; Mammalia; Perissodactyla; Equidae.
GCUGGGCGAUCGGACGAUCCUUUCUUAUUGGUCGCACGCUGCCGGUCCCGAGCGUGCGUCGGCUCGGGUUCCUUCCGCCCCGCGUCUCCGUGGAGUGGAGACGGGCGGAGCGCCGGCCCCUGCUUCGGUGGCCUCUAGCGAGACCGGGAGGAUCCAGGGAUUCAGUAGCUACAAUGUUGUCAAGACUUUUCCGAAUGCAUGGCCUCUUUGUGGCCUCCCAUCCCUGGGAAGUCAUAGUGGGGACGGUGACACUGACCAUCUGUAUGAUGUCCAUGAACAUGUUUACUGGCAACAAUAAGAUCUGUGGUUGGAAUUAUGAGUGUCCAAAGUUUGAAGAGGAUGUUUUGAGCAGUGACAUUAUAAUUCUGACAAUAACACGAUGCAUAGCAAUCCUGUAUAUUUAUUUCCAGUUCCAGAAUUUACGUCAGCUUGGAUCAAAAUAUAUUUUAGGUAUUGCUGGCCUCUUCACAAUUUUCUCAAGUUUUGUAUUCAGUACAGUUGUCAUUCAUUUCCUAGAUAAAGAAUUGACAGGCUUGAACGAAGCUUUGCCCUUUUUCCUGCUUCUGAUUGACCUUUCCAGAGCGAGUGCUCUCGCGAAGUUUGCCCUCAGUUCCAACUCGCAGGAUGAAGUGAGGGAGAAUAUUGCCCGUGGAAUGGCGGUUUUAGGUCCCACGUUCACCCUCGACGCUCUUGUAGAAUGUCUUGUGAUUGGAGUUGGUACCAUGUCAGGAGUGCGUCAACUUGAAAUUAUGUGCUGCUUUGGCUGCAUGUCUGUUCUGGCCAACUACUUUGUGUUCAUGACUUUCUUCCCGGCUUGUGUGUCCUUGGUUUUAGAGCUGUCCCGGGAGAGCCGUGAGGGCCGUCCAAUUUGGCAGCUCAGCCACUUUGCUCGAGUUUUAGAAGAGGAAGAAAAUAAACCAAAUCCUGUGACUCAGAGGGUGAAGAUGAUUAUGUCUCUAGGCUUGGUUCUUGUUCAUGCUCACAGUCGCUGGAUAGCUGAUCCUUCUCCUCAAAACAGUACAGCAGAAAAUUCUAAGGUUUCUUUAGGAUUGGAUGAAAACGUGUCCAAGAGAAUUGAACCAAGUGUUUCCCUCUGGCAGUUUUAUCUCUCCAAAAUGAUCAGCAUGGAUAUUGAACAAGUUAUUACCCUAAGUUUAGCUCUCCUUCUGGCUGUCAAGUACAUCUUCUUUGAAAAAGCGGAGACAGAAUCUACACUCUCAUUGAAAAACCCUAUCACAUCUCCGGUAGUGACCCAAAAGAAAGUCCCAGACGACUGUUGUAGACGUGAACCUGUACUGGUCACAAAGAGCCAGAAAUUCCACGCGGCGGCGGAGGAGAUGAGGAUAAACACAGAAAGAAAAGCAGUUGAGGUUAUAAAACCCCUAGUGGCCGAAGCUGACACCUCAAACAGAGCGACGUUCGUGGUCGGCAGCUCCUCUUCACUCAUUGCUUCACCGGAACUGGAGACGCAGGAACCUGAAAUUGAACUUCCCCUGGAGCCUCGGCCCGACGAAGAAUGUCUGCGGAUCCUUGGGGAUGUGGAGAAAGGUGCAAAAUUCCUUAGUGAUGCUGAGAUCAUCCAAUUAGUCAAUGCUAAGCAUAUCCCAGCCUACAAAUUGGAAUCACUGAUGGAAACCCAUGAACGAGGUGUAUCUAUUCGUCGACAGUUACUUUCCACAAAACUUCCAGAGCCUUCUUCUCUCCAGUAUCUGCCUUACAGGGACUAUAACUACUCCUUGGUGAUGGGAGCUUGUUGUGAGAAUGUUAUUGGCUAUAUGCCCAUCCCUGUUGGAGUGGCAGGACCUCUGUGCUUGGAUGGAAAAGAAUUUCAGGUUCCAAUGGCAACCACGGAAGGUUGCCUUGUGGCCAGCACUAACAGAGGCUGCAGAGCAAUAGGCCUUGGUGGAGGUGCCAGCAGCCGAAUCCUUGCAGAUGGGAUGACCCGCGGCCCCGUGGUACGUCUUCCCCGUGCUUGUGACUCUGCAGAAGUGAAGGCCUGGCUUGAGACACCUGAAGGGUUCACAGUGAUAAAGGAGGCGUUCGACAGCACCAGCAGGUUUGCGCGUCUACAGAAACUUCACACGAGUGUGGCGGGACGCAAUCUUUACAUCCGCUUCCAGUCCAGGUCGGGCGACGCCAUGGGCAUGAACAUGAUUUCGAAGGGUACAGAGAAAGCACUUUCAAAACUCCACGAGUAUUUCCCUGACAUGCAGAUUCUGGCAGUUAGCGGUAACUAUUGCACUGACAAGAAACCUGCUGCCAUCAACUGGAUAGAGGGACGAGGAAAGUCUGUUGUUUGUGAAGCUGUCAUUCCAGCCCGGGUUGUCAGAGAAGUAUUGAAAACUACUACGGAAGCUAUGGUUGAGGUCAACAUUAAUAAGAACCUGGUGGGCUCUGCCAUGGCUGGGAGCAUCGGGGGCUACAAUGCCCACGCGGCCAACAUCGUGACUGCCAUCUACAUCGCCUGUGGGCAGGAUGCAGCACAGAAUGUUGGUAGUUCAAACUGCAUUACUUUAAUGGAAGCAAGUGGCCCCACAAAUGAAGAUCUGUAUAUCAGUUGCACCAUGCCGUCUAUAGAAAUAGGAACUGUGGGUGGUGGCACCAACCUGCUCCCUCAGCAAGCCUGUUUGCAGAUGCUGGGUGUGCAAGGAGCGUGCAAAGAGAAUCCUGGGGAGAAUGCGCGGCAGCUGGCCAGGAUUGUGUGUGGGACAGUGAUGGCUGGGGAAUUGUCCCUGAUGGCAGCCUUGGCAGCAGGACAUCUUGUCAGAAGUCACAUGAUUCACAACAGGUCAAAGGUAAAUCUACAAGGCCUCCAGGGCACUUGCACUGAGAAGGCUGCUUGAGUGGCUGCCAGCUGGGGACUGCAGCAUGGGCGUGGGUUCUAAGGACUGAUGUAAAAUCUGAUUAAAGGCUCGAUGCACGGUCUGGUUGCGAAUGCGUGGCCGCGGUGUGAGGCGAUGCUUGGUGGGGGCUGCCACAGGGUCUGGGGCCGCCCUCAGAUCCGAGCGCUCCAGGUCAGUGCCUCGCUGCAGUGCUCUCGGAGAGGUCUCGGCACGGAUUUUAUGCUCUCGGUCAUCACAGGUCUUAAUCUGUCGUCACUGUUGAGAAAAUAUGAGCCGGAACCCAUGUUUUCCUUUGAAGAAAUUCAUGGGGCUUGUGGUGAUCAGUGGGAGACCCCCGCCCCCCGCUGGGUUGAAAAUCGAUUUUUAAAUUAUACUGUAGCUGACAAAA